GUGGUUUUCUUGAUGAAUGCGUUGCUGUGCAAUGGGCUUGUUCUUGUCACAAAACACCAUAGCUUUGGAUGGUUAGCCCCCCAUGUCACGUCACCCCCUUACUCGCGAGACUUCUUCUUCUUCGUUUGUUGCUGGUCUGCUUGAGGCGCUGAGUAAGGUCACGGACCCGAGCCGGCCUCUGCCGACUUCGGGACUUUCUGCCGGCUCCAUAGCCGAGCCGUCGCCGGCGAUCCCGCAUCAUCCGACGUCCGGAGCCGGGCGCCGGCUCGAUACCGCGACGACUACUCGCCCCAAGCACAAUGGGCACACGGAUUCUCAAGAGUCCGGAACCACGGCUAUGGAGGGCAGCAACGGAAGCAGGGCACACGAGGAUGGCGAUGCGUCGGGCAAGAGCACACGGACGACAUGGAAUUCUCUGGCCUCUACGGUUGGGAAGUUGGGUCUUGAUAAGCCAACCCUGACCGCCAUGUUCAAGGGCUCCAUCCCGCCGACGAUAGGCAUCGCCAUGUACCAAUCGACCGCAGUAUCGUCCUACUUCACCACGAUCGGCUACCUGAUCCCCGUCAUCAGCGUGCUUGCCAUGGCCAUCAUGCCGCGGGGCAAGUUCUUCAUGAACCUGCUGCUCAACCUGCUGGCCGUGUGUUUCGGGUCGGCCGUGUCGAUGCUGGCGCUCUGGUCCGCCGUGCAGGCGCGUCUCCACACCGCCAGCACCAGCACCACCACCGGCACCAGCACCAGCACGGCCUACCGCUACAACUCGAGCCAGUCGGCCGUGCUGGGCGUCUGGCUGUUCGCCAACAUCUACCUCGGCAACGUGGUGCGCGCCAAGCGGCCGGCCUUCAACCUGCCCAUCAUCGUGUACAGCAUCAUCGUCAACGUGGCGUCGACGUACGGGCCUUUCAUGACCACCACCGCGGCCGCGCGCGCCUUCAUCGAGAAACUGCUCGCCGCCAUGCUGCUGGGCCUGGCGCUCGCCCUGGCCGUGAACCUGGUCGUCUUCCCCGUCAGCAGCCGGCUGGUGCUGUUCAAGGAAUUCGCGGGCGCCAUCGGGCUGCUGAGGAAGAUUGUCGCCCUGCAGAAGGACUACCUGCUCAGCCUCGAGUCCGACAGCAUCCUGCGCGCCGCCACCCACACCGAGACGUUCCUGGCCAAGCCGGAGGCCACUACUACUACUAGGACUAGUAAUAAGGACUCCUCCUCCUUAGAGGGCAGCGGGCUCACGAAGGAGGCGGAGGCGGCGAGGGCUUUGGAGGCGGCCGCUGCGGGUAUGAGGGAACUGGCUGGGAAGCUGAGUACUGACUUGCCGUUUGCCAAACGUGACAUUGCCUGGGGUAAGUUGGACGCCAAAGACCUGAGCGAGCUGCUUAAGCUGUUUCGCAAUGUAUACAUCCCAGUGCAGGGCAUGGUCACCAUCAUCGACAUCUUGAAGCGCUUCUCCGAACACCCCCGCGCGGAUGUUGCCGGUGACGAAGAGGAGGAGGUGGAGGAGGAGGAGGAGGAGGAGGACGGAGUGGCCGAGGCUGUCACGCAGAAGAGUCUGAACGAGGUCAUGAAGCAGGUGCACGAGCCCUUCGAGAUCCUGUCCGUGGCGAUUGAUCAGGGGCUGGAGCAUGCGGGAACCGUCCUGGAACUGCUCCCCAAGAAGAAAGAGAAAAAAGACAGAAAGGCCGCGAGACGAGCAUCAUCCGCCGACCCCGACAUCGAGGCAGCAGCAGACGAAGUCCAACCCGGCGCCGCGGGCUUUGCGCAGGUCCUAGACGAAAAACUGCACGCCUUCCAGUCGCGGAAAGGCGAGCUGCUCCGAACCUGGCUCUGCGGGAAGGGCAUCCGCCUCCACGACGACGACGAAAGCAACAACAACAACAACAACAACAACAACAACAACGCGGAGGAGGACUCUGCCUCGUUCCCGAGCGAGCGCGAGCAGGUGCAGCUGUACAUCGUGCUGUACUUGGAGAAGCUGAUGCACGAGGCCGGCACGGCGGUGCGCGACCUGGUCGACUUUGCCGACGAGAAGGUCGCCGACGGCACCAUGGCCCGCCAGCGCCUGAUCGUGCCCUCGUUCCGCCGCCUGCGCAAGUGGUUCUGGUCCGUCUUCCGCAGCGGCGAGUCGUCCGAGGAGCAGACCUCGGGCGCCAUGGGCAUGGGCGCCAGUGCGAAUAUUGUGUAUUUCGGGGAUGGGUAUAAUCGUAAGAGCGACCCGGAGCAUCUGCCGCCUGCUACGCCGUGGCAGCGUUUUGGGAAUGGGCUGAGGAAGGUGUCUAGGUUCUUUGCGUCUGUGGAGUCGGUGUUUGGGUUUAGAGCUGCUUGUGCAACCAUGUCGAUUGGCAUUGUGGCUUUUUUAGAGCCAACUCAGGUGUUCUUCAUGGAGCAGAGGCUCUUUUGGGCUAUGAUUAUUGUCUCGUUUGGAUUAACCAUGACAUCCGGCCAAUCCUUCUUCGGCUUUCUACUGCGAGUCGCCGGCACCGUCGUGGCCAUGUGCCUAUCGCUCAUCGAGUGGUAUAUCGUGGAUGGACGGACGCCCGGUGUCAUCGUGUUCCUCUGGCUGUUCAUCCUCAUCUGCUACUACUUCUUCCUCAAGUUCCCGCGCUUCAUCCCGGGGGUCAUGAUCACCAUCGUGACCCAGUGCCUGAUCAUUGGCUACGAGAUCCAGGUGCGCGCCAUUGGAGUACAGGUUGCCGAAGCGAAUGGGCAGCCAUUCUACCCGACAUACCUGCUCGCUCCAUAUCGCCUUGCCUGCGUGGCAGGCGGGAGUCUUGUGGCCUUCUUCUGGACGAUAUUCCCCUCCCCCCUGACGGACCGGACAUGGCUGCGGCGCGACCUGUCGGCGACGCUCUACCUGCUGGCCAACUACUUCGGCGUCAUCCACUCGACGCUGCGGUCCAACGUGCACGGCACGGCGGGCGACGUCAACAUGCCCGGCACGCCGGCGCACCACCUGUUCAAGGUCGGGCGCAAGAUCUUCGGCAAGGUCAUGACGCUCAUCCCGUCCAUGUCGCAGCACUCGGAGUGGCAGAGGUGGGAGCCCACCAUCGGCGGGAAGUUCCCGCGCGACGCCUACGACCAGAUCAUCAUGCGCAGCACCCGCAUCAUGGCCUACCUGACCCUGACCGAGCACACGCUGAUGCACCCGACCCGUAUCAGCCUCCGGGACCGCGACCGGGACCGGGAUGGAGGAGAAAGUGACGACGGAAGAUCCCACCAAUCCCGGAAAUACUAUUACGGACAGCAUUACGGCGGGUUUCCAACCUCCCGCAACCCGUCCCGCAACCCCUCGCGCAACCCCUCGGUAUCAACGGCCAACCGCGAGUGGCUCAGCGCGCUGGCCGAGGUCCUCGAGGUGCUCAAGCCGACGCACCACACCAUCGUGUCCACGCUCACUUUGUUAUCCAACUCCCUUCUCUCGGGCCAGCGCCUGCCGCCCUGGCUGCCCCUCCCGCGGCCCUACGAGCUGACCCGCAGGCUGAUGCGCAUGUCGCAGCAGCAACAGAUCCCAGACGAUGCGUCAUCGGCCGCGGUCGACUUGCCGCCGAUCAAGAUGGUCAACUCCCGCACGGGACUGGAGGAUCACUACUACUCCCAUCAUCCUUAUCCUUCCCACUCCCAGCAUCAUCACGGGGAGGGAAGGAAAGGUACUACUAGGAGUAGUAAUAGGGUCGGGAUCCGCCGGGACGCCGUGGCCAACAUACUAGACCCGCGCAACAUCGAGCAGCCGGGCUACGCCGAGUUUGCCGUUCUCCAGGUCUGCACCACGCUCGUGUGUGACGAUCUGGAGGGGUUGGUCAGGAGUGUGAGCGGGUUGGUGGGCGUGGUGGAUUUCAGUUUCCGGCUUGGGCCCGGGGAGGAAGGGGCUGGGAGUGAUUCCACGCUGGACUUGUCGUCGUCGAGAGGCGGGAAUGCGAAG
Messenger RNA from Chaetomium strumarium, 3904 nucleotides. RefSeq lists its product as uncharacterized. Lineage: Eukaryota; Fungi; Ascomycota; Sordariomycetes; Sordariales; Chaetomiaceae. The annotation marks the transcript as partial. The record is from RefSeq and is a predicted model, not a curated record. The transcript is spliced from 6 exons.